Molecule: messenger RNA, 1002 nt
Organism: Sclerotinia borealis F-4128
Lineage: Eukaryota; Fungi; Ascomycota; Leotiomycetes; Helotiales; Sclerotiniaceae
Source: the annotation of a GenBank genome assembly
AUGCGUCUUAAUACUUCCACUUCCACUCUCUUUGCUCUAUCGUCACUCUUUUUGUUAUCAUCAGGGCUUCCAUUUGCUCAGAAAGAUGUUGUUUGGGUGGAGCACGUAAAGAGGGCUACAUACUCUGUUGUGAAUGUAGAUGGAGAUUCUUCAACUUCCACAAGUUCUGGGAAUGGGCAAGCCGCGAGUACUGUUGUAGAAACAGUUACCAAGACCGAAGGGCAGGCAACGAAGACAAUUAUCAAGACCGAUGCUACUACAUUGCCAGCAACCACAAAUUAUGUAGUCUCGACUCGGACCGUAAAGGAUUCUGACACAACUGAGACUGUUCUGAUUACCAUUACACCAUCUCCAACGACGAUCACUAGCGUCAGUUAUUCAAUCGUCGACGUGACCGUUCCAGUGACUGUUCCCGAGCCGUCAUCAUCAAAACAAACUUCUGCCCACGCAAACUCCUCGACUUCAACAUCCACAUCAAGCUCUUCAAGAAAAGUUACCUCCAGUUCAGCAUCCAUUAUAUCGAGUACUCCGGCGUCAUCCAAAUCAUUGGCGACAACGCCCUCGUCCUCAUCCGCAUCUCACACAGCAUCCAAACCAUUACUAUCGAUAUUUUCCACAAAAGGCACAUCAGCUUCAACCACACGACCAACUGUGUCGCCUUCAACUUCCUUCAAUGCUUCCGGAUCGUCCAGUGCAGCCGCAUCUUCCUCGACGAAUCUGACCUUGUCUUCUACCAGCGCUACCGGCUUGACGAUUUCCCAAGCAUCUAGCCCUACCUCAACGCUCGAAGUAUCCUCGAGCAGUUGCACCGACGAAUCAUCGACCAUCUCAUCUCCCACGACUACUCUUUCGUCCUCAUGGUUUACUUCUUACAAGGAAAUAUCCUCAAGUGUAUCUACCAUCACAGUUUCACCCAUAACGACUACUACUUCAUAUAAUAAUGGGCACUGGCAUACUAGUUAUCCUUCUUGGAAUUCUACCACUGAUCUUCCAAGAAGUUGA